ACCAAUCCCAGCAACAAACAAUCCUUCAAAUGCUAGGACGCCGCGGCCCUCUAACGGGCGGCCUCCCGCUCGCUCCCCGCCCCACAUCUGUCCCGCACUCGGGCGCAGCAGCUGAUUCAUCUCCAGCCAGGCCCAGGGAAGGAACUGCGCUCCAGCAAGUUGCAGACUAGCUUCCAGGCUGGUGGUUUCCCCUAGGACCAUGUUUCCCCCCCCCGCCCUCUGCCGUUUUAGAUGUGUGCUCUCAUAGGUGCCGAGCAGUCGGCAAACCACAGAAGAAAAAAAAAGUCAUAAGGUUGCUGCCUUCUUAGAAUGACGCUUUUUUCCUUGUUUAUUCAUUUUAAGUCCUGUAAUUGGUAAAACCACCCAAGCUUUGUAAACUCUGGCCUUAAUUCACUCUCGAGGCGGAGGUGUCUUUUUUUUGGGAGGGCGAGUGGGUGGGAGGCUGGCUUUAAUUUUCAGUGUGAUCCUGAAACAGAGGCUCCAAAGUCUGGUUAGUCAUCGUUUGGCCGCCUCAGCCCUUCUCGGGUUUAACAUUAUUUCCACGGAGCUUUUCCUGCCGGCUUCUCCAUCGAGGUUACAAAACAAAAACAGCACAGAGCCGAAACUGGAGGCAGACUCAGGCGCUGACGUCUCUACUAGGUUUAUUUACGGUUUGGGUGUUUUUGUUUUUUUUGUUUUUUUUUUUUUUAAGUGAUGGGGAAAGUCUUAGAGAGGCAUGCGACAGUUCGUUUACUUCAAAACAACGGGACACACACGCGAAAACUAGACCCAGUGGAGAGGGCGGGGAGGGGGCAGGCGUUUCUUGAAAUCAGCCAAACAGCAUCUGGUCUUUUAAAAGGGUAAUCUCAUCAAGGAACUCCUGUUGGAGUCCUAACUCUCAACCAAAAUAAACUAACAGGAACAUGUGUUUGCUCAAUGGCUAGUUUCUGUUUGAAAUUACCCGAGGGGAGAAAGGGUCCCCUAACAGGGUUUAAGUCCUAAAAGUAGACUGUUUAUCGAAACAUAUGAGCAGCCCCAGUGUGGUCGCCCCCUUCCCUUAAAGGCGGCACUGCCGGGGUCGGAGGGUGGGGGUUUCAGGCCGAUUUGCAGCCAGGCGGGCGCGCGCCCGGGCAGUCCCCAGGCUGAGACUUUUAAAGAGCAUGUGAGCAUGACAAGUGUCUAUCCGCAACGUGUUAGAUUUUGAAACUGCCGUGCAAUCCAUUCCGGAACUCGCAGCUUUAGCCCGGGGUAACAGACAUUCGCCUGGGGUGUCUGUGUCUCACUCUCCUCCCCCACCCCGCCGUCGCUGUUGGAGGAAGAGCCCCGGGAGGAGCAGGGUGCGACGCGCCGCGCCCGCGUGUCAAUGGCAGCCGCGCAUUCUGGAAGAAGUUGGUUCUUGUCCUGAAUACUUUUCCUACGGUGCCCCGCCCCUUGAAUCAGAAGCAGCUGUCUUCUCCUUGCGGCUAGAGAGGGACGGUGGAGUUUGGGGCAGCUGUCAAAAACGAGAGGGAAGCCUUUUCUUCCCUGGGGUGGAGGAGGGGGCAGCAUUUUUCCAUCUGUUGCAAUUUCCUAACCAAACGCACCCUCGCCAGCCCAAGGAAGAAAGGCCCAAAGGAGAAACCCAGGCAUUAGGCUGGUGCAGCCGCCGCCGCCGAGCGAGGGAUGCGGGCGGCGUGCGCGCUGCAGGGAGGAAGGAUCGGGUUUCUGGGCUCAGCAGCCCCCACGAGUGACGGGUGACAGCGGCUAGCCAGGCGCGGAGUGAGGCAGCGCGGCCGGGGCUCUCGGUGCCGGCCUCCCUGCCUGGAAGCGCCGAGGUACGCCGAGCAGGAGCGGGGAACAAAGGAGACGAGUGGGGAGGGGAGCGAGUUGGGCGAAGGAGAGCCCCCGGACGACUGCCAGAAGAUCCCGACAGGAGGAAGCCCAAGUGUCACUUGAAUUCCACCCAAGGAGCGAGCGCCUGGGAUCCGAGAGCCUUGAUUAGCAAUAACGGCUGAGCGCGUCCUAUAAGUUAGGGGAGAGUCUGCGGGGAAGGAGGACAAUCGCUUGCCCCCUCCACCCCCGCUCUUGGCCCCUCGAGACCACAGCAUCGCCUAGCGCUGGAAGGGAAGCUCCAGAAUGAAAAGCAAGAAAGGUGUUGUGGUAGCGUCCGGCAGUGAGACGGAGGAUGAUGACAACAUGGAUAUCCCCCUGGACCUUUCUUCUUCUGCUGGUGCAGGCAAGAGAAGGCGCAGAGGCAACCUGCCCAAAGAGUCUGUUCAGAUUCUCCGUGAUUGGCUGUAUGAGCACCGAUACAACGCCUAUCCCUCGGAGCAAGAAAAAGCAUUACUGUCCCAACAAACACACCUGUCUACACUACAGGUCUGUAACUGGUUCAUCAACGCCCGCCGCAGGCUCCUCCCAGACAUGCUGAGGAAAGAUGGCAAAGAUCCAAAUCAGUUCACAAUUUCCCGCCGUGGGGCCAAGAUUUCUGAAGCGAGCUCUGUGGAGUCAGCAAUGGGCAUCAAAAACUUCAUACCAGCUCUAGAGGAGAGCCCGUUUCAUUCCUGUUCAGCUGGACCAAACCCAGCCCUGGGGAGACCACUGUCCCCCAAGUCAUCAUCCCCAGGAUCAAUAUUGGCUCGCCCAUCAGUGAUUUGUCAUACCACUGUGACUGCAUUGAAGGACGUGCCUUUCUCUCUCUGCCAGCCAGUUGGUGUGGGACAAAACACAGAUAUACAGCAGAUAGCAGCCAGCAGCUUUACAGACACCUCCCUCAUGUACCCAGAGGACACGUGUAAAUCUGGACCAAGUACAAAUACACAGAGUGGUCUUUUCAACACUCCUCCCCCUACUCCACCGGACCUCAACCAGGAUUUUAGUGGAUUUCAGCUUCUAGUGGAUGUUGCACUCAAACGGGCUGCAGAGAUGGAGCUUCAGGCUAAACUUACAGCUUAACCCUUUUUCAAGCAAAACAAUUUUCACAAAUGUUAUGAUUGUCGGGGUGAUGGCAAGAGAUGAACUGCAUUAUUUUAUAUAUUUUUUUAUUAAUAUUUGCACAUGGGAUUGCUAAAGUGAAGCUUCCUGUUACUGAGAUGUCUUCAGUGGAAUACAGUCAUUCCAAGAACUAUAAACUCAAAGCUACUGUAGAAACAAAGGGUUUUCUUUUUUAAAUGUUUCUUGGUAGAUUAUUCAUAAUGUGAGAUGGUUCCCAAGAUCAUGUGAUUUUUCCCUCUCUCUCUCUCUCUCUCUCUCUCCCCCCCCCUUCCCUUUUUUUGUUGGUUUUUUUUCCCCCAGACUGUGCAAUACUUAGAGAACCUAUAGCAUCUUCUCAUUCCCACGAGGAACAGGAUGCCCACAUACUGUCUAAUUAAUAAAUCUUCAGUUUUUUUCAAACAAGUAUGAAUCUAGUUGAUUGACACCUUUUUUUCAUGACAUAAUAAAAUAUUUUCUUUAAAAUUUA
Messenger RNA from Panthera uncia (snow leopard), 3418 nucleotides. RefSeq names its product TGFB induced factor homeobox 1 (gene TGIF1). Bases 2095 to 2913 code for a protein of 272 amino acids. Gene Ontology annotation, biological process: regulation of transcription by RNA polymerase II. Gene Ontology annotation, molecular function: DNA-binding transcription factor activity, RNA polymerase II-specific; RNA polymerase II cis-regulatory region sequence-specific DNA binding. Lineage: Eukaryota; Metazoa; Chordata; Mammalia; Carnivora; Felidae. The transcript has 4 exons. The record is from RefSeq and is a predicted model, not a curated record.